CUGAUUUGUUCCAAAUGAAUUCGCAUUAUCUUAUUCCAAUAUUGAACAGAUUUUCGUAUUUGAGAGCGCACUUGGUUGUUUCGAACCGAAGAAAUCAUAAAAUUUCCCCCAAUUUUUUUAGGGUUUGUAGGUUUUCGUUUAAUUAUUCCCGCGAGAAUAUGGAAUCUGAAGGUCAAAAGACUGCCACAAAUCCGUCCGCCAUGCUCGCAGGUCUUCUCACUAGGAGAGCCAAGCUCCACGAUGAGCUUCGGAAUAUCGAGAAGCAGGUCUAUGACAUGGAGACUAAUUACCUACAUGAUCCUAGCCAAUGUGGCAAUGUAUUGAAAGGUUUUGAAGGAUUCCUGUCUGCAUCUAAGAGUACUGCUCUGCCGAAGAGCUUGCAGCUGGACGAGACGAUGGGAGAUCCGACUUAGGUCCUGGCCGAUCUAAAGGUGGAGGCAUCUAUUCAAAUGGACAAGGGAAACCGAAAAAGGGAAGACCAACCCCGAGGGAUGCAAAGAGAAUGCGGCAUUCAAGCGAGCAAGAUUUCGACUAUGAUGAUGAUCCCGACUUGACAUUGUGAAUGCUAUAAAUGCAACCUCUCGACUUGGCAUUUUCGUCGCCAAAAGAUGAGCUCUCUCAAUCCUCUUAUUGUUCACGAAGUAAUCACCAUCCCCGAUAGCUAUUUAUAUCUAUGCUUGGUUAUGUUUGUUCUUGGAUAAGUUUAUGUUAUAAAUGGAGGGGAGGAUUCAAAUUUAUGAUUCAUUAGAAAAAGGUACUAAUGUUUUGACCAUUUGAGCGAUGUUCAGGUAAAGCAUAUUUGUCUUUGCUUGCAUACUGUUUAGCUAACGAAAUUAAUUGUAAUUAUAUUUAUAAAUAGAAUGUAACAUUAGCCCGUUUAUCAA
Momordica charantia (bitter melon) is the source of this 884-nucleotide messenger RNA. Lineage: Eukaryota; Viridiplantae; Streptophyta; Magnoliopsida; Cucurbitales; Cucurbitaceae. The record is from RefSeq and is a predicted model, not a curated record.